UUUACACUUUCUGAAAACAUGGUUGGCGUUCGCGUUCUGACUUUGAAUUGUUGGGGUAUUCUGUAUAUUUCCAAGCAUCGUGCAAGUCGUUUCCAACACAUUGCCGAACACAUUGCUGCAGGAAGUCAUGAUCUAGUUGCUCUACAAGAGGUUUGGUGUAAGCAAGACUAUCAUUAUGUGAAGGAGCAUAUAUCAUCAGUUUUGCCAUACUCACAGUACUUCUCGAGUGGUGUUAUAGGCAGUGGCCUCUGUAUGUUUUCUCGCUGGCCAAUUGAAGAAAUAGCUUACGAGCCUUUCCAACUUCAUGGAAUCCCAUACAAGGUUUGGGAAGGAGAUUGGUUCGGUGGGAAAGGUGUGGCAAUGUGUGUGAUCCUCCAUCCUCGACAUGGUCCACUUCAUUUCUUUACAACCCAUAUGGUAGCUGAGUAUUCCCAUGGUAAAAUCAACUCCAACCAGUCUUGUCGCAUUUCUCAGGCUUUCCAGGUGGUCAGAUUUAUUCGUCGUUACAAGCCUCGUUUCGCUAUCGUCAGUGGUGAUUUCAAUGCACAACCUGAAUCACCAUCAUACAACUUACUAACUUCGUAUGGCCAACUUACCGACUCUUGGCUUACAGUCGGUGGCUCAGAUGUAGGACCUACAGCAGGGCAUACAUGUAAUCUACCUGACAAUGUAUACACAGAGAAGCAGUCCAGAGCAAAGCGGAUUGACUACAUAUUCUAUAGCUCAGACAACAUGCAGCCAGUCAAGUUGCAGUGUCAGUCCUGUGUAGUGAUGUUGGAACAAGUUCCACAUGCAAAGCUAUGCUACUCUGAUCACAGUGGAGUGGCUGCCGAUUUUGAAUUUAUUCAAAUAGAAAAUGGAGAUUGCAGUGAAGAUGAGAAGGCAGUCAAAGCCCCAAUGGAUACUUUGAUUGUUGCUGAGCAGUUGACAUCAAUGGGGAUACAAACAGCACACAAUCGACGCCAGCAGCAGAUGGUUGGGUUUCUCUUCUUCAUCUCCAUGUGGUUCACUCUCAUUGCUUUUAGCUGGUUGCCUGUUAUUCUAUCAGUGAUCAGCUUCAACCCUGUAAAUGUGGGACUUACAUCCCCAUUAGUUGGCAUACUGCAAAGUAUUGCAGCUGCUCUUGCUACUCUGUUUGCUCUGUUUGGUUUCAUUGUUACUCAAAUUGAAAUCUACAAGAUGAAUCAGCUCCAUCAGGAGAUAAAGCUUCUUUGUGACAUACAUGUAAACAGUCAGAAAUAAUUGUUACAACUUGAAGUAGAUUGUGAGUGACUAGAAAUCGGCUGAAUGAAUCGAUCUUGUCAUACACGUACACUAGUCGGCAAGUGCAGUAUGAUGCACGUGUUAUAUGUAGUUAUAUUGCUGACAAUAGACAAGCUAUAAAAUGAAAGCAAGUAGAAAAGGAACGUCAACAAAUUAAAACUGCUUUCAUCAUGAUGGACUAC
This is a messenger RNA of Corticium candelabrum, 1445 nucleotides long. RefSeq lists its product as uncharacterized. The record is from RefSeq and is a predicted model, not a curated record. Gene Ontology annotation, molecular function: sphingomyelin phosphodiesterase activity. Lineage: Eukaryota; Metazoa; Porifera; Homoscleromorpha; Homosclerophorida; Plakinidae. The coding region runs from base 19 to 1242 and encodes 407 amino acids. The transcript is spliced from 6 exons.